This is a messenger RNA of Chrysochloris asiatica (Cape golden mole), 972 nucleotides long. RefSeq names its product nudix (nucleoside diphosphate linked moiety X)-type motif 18 (gene NUDT18). The transcript has 3 exons. Lineage: Eukaryota; Metazoa; Chordata; Mammalia; Afrosoricida; Chrysochloridae. Bases 1 to 972 code for a protein of 323 amino acids. The record is from RefSeq and is a predicted model, not a curated record. Gene Ontology annotation, molecular function: magnesium ion binding; 8-oxo-GDP phosphatase activity; 8-oxo-dGDP phosphatase activity.
AUGGCCUCGGAAGGCCUGGCGGGGGCGCUGGCGGACGUGCUGGGGGGUAGGGGGCCGCGCGUGCUGAGCUGCGACUCGGUGCCGGCCGAGGAGCCGGUGACCCCGGUGAGGCUGCGGAAGAACGUCUGCUACGUGGUACUAGCCGUGUUCCUCAAUGAUCAGGAUGAGGUGCUACUGAUUCAGGAGGCCAAGCGAGAGUGCCGUGGGUCUUGGUACCUACCUGCAGGGAGAAUGGAGCCAGGGGAGACCAUCGUGGAGGCGCUGCAGCGUGAGGUGAAAGAAGAGGCAGGGCUGCAGUGUGAACCCCUGACGAUGCUGUCUGUGGAGGAACGGGGCCCCUCCUGGGUCCGAUUCGUGUUCCUUGCUCGCCCCACAGGUGGAAUUCUCAAGACCUCCAAGGACGCAGAUGCAGAGUCCCUGCAGGCUGGCUGGUACCCACGAACUUCCCUGCCUACUCCGUUGCGAGCCCAUGACAUCUUGCACCUGGUAGAGUUAGCUGCCCAGUACUGUCGGCAAGCUCAGCACCCUCCAAUUCUACCCCAAGAACUUCCCUGCAAUGUGGUCUGUCAACGGCUUGUAACCACCUUUACUAGCGUCCAGACAGUAUGGGUAUUGGUGGGCACUGUGGGGAUACCUCACUUGCCCAUCACUGCUUGUGGCUUCACCCCCAUGGAGCAGAGAGGUGGCAUGAAGGUAGCCAUCCUGCGGCUGUUACAGGAGUGUCUGACCCUGCACCACUUGGCGGUGGAGACCAAGGGGUUGCUUGGACUGCAGCAUCUGGGCAAAGACCAUGUGGAUGGUAUCUGUCUGAAUGUGUUAGUGACAGUGGCUUUCCGAAACCCAGGUACCCAAAGUGAGCCCCCGAAGAUUCGGGGUGAAAACUUCUUUUGGUGGAAGGUGGCAGAGGAAGACCUACAAAGCCAGCUCUUACAUAGGCUUCAGGAAUCAUCUGUCAUCCCAGUCAACAGAUAG